UGUACUGAUUUUCUGUCUGUUGUACCCACAGUCACAGACUAAGAUAUAAUAUCUUAGUCCGUGCCCACAGUAUAUUAUGUAGAGAUUUUUGAAGUUGAUUAAGUGAAGAAAUAAAAUCAAAAUCAUUUUUGAACUUCGUGUGUGUGUGUAUUAUACAUUUAUACAUAGUUGGCAGAUAUCUGAUUCAAACUUUAACGUCUUAAAAGGUUAUUUGAAUUCUAGUUUAAAGAUUUUUGAUCUUGAAAUUUUCACAAGCUACCAUCGUUGGUAGAGCAAUUAUGAGGGAACGAGAACGUUAUAAAGAUAAAGGACAUGAUCGUACUAAAGAUAAACAUCGUGAUCGUUCCACUAGUUUAACUAGAGCGCGUAGAGGUAGGUCUCGAAGCUCAUCACCAAGAGCAAGGCGUGAACCACGUGAGCAUUCAAGAAGUCCACGGCGUGUUCGUUCUCGAAGUACUUCACCGAGGGCAAGACGUGAUGUGCGCAAAAGAAGCCGCUCUCGUCAGCGUCAUUCAAGAUCAAGAUCACCAGUAAGACGACACUCAAGAGAGAGACGUCGUUCUAGAAACCGUGAUUUAAGAAGAUCGAGGUCAAAAACUCCACCAAAAAAAGACAAAAAAUACACAAGGUCUGUCCAACAUACUGCUCCUAAAGUUACAGAAGAAGAUCUGCGUGGAAAAACUGCCGAAGAACAAGAAAUGAUGAAAAUGAUGGGAUUUUGUAACUUUGACACAACUCAUGGUAAAGAAGUAGACGGCAAUAAUGUUGGUGAUGUUCAUGUUAUACUUAAACGUAAAUAUCGACAGUACAUGAACCGUAAAGGUGGAUUUAAUAGACCUCUAGAUUUUGUAGCUUAAGUAUAACAGUAUGUCUACUGUAAAUUUAAAUUAAAUAAUCAAUUGUAUAAUAUUUGACUAACGAUAAUACAUUUUGCUUUUACUUUUACUUUUAAUAGCACAAGUUUAAUUAUGUAUGUAAUAAAUUAUUCUGAUUACAAUGUCUAUAGCAUGCAAUAUAAACUAAUUUUACUUUUAUAAAACAGCAUUUACAAUAUGCUACUAUGUAUAAUUAAUCAUUUAUUUUUUUUGAAAUAUUGAAAACCUAAAUUUAAUUUACUAUAGUAGGUAAUAUUUUUUCUACAAUACAUUAUCUUUAAGACAAUAUUAAUAUUUGUUUCUUUGGGAUAAAAAAAAUUUUUU
Molecule: messenger RNA, 1199 nt
Organism: Metopolophium dirhodum (rose-grain aphid)
Lineage: Eukaryota; Metazoa; Arthropoda; Insecta; Hemiptera; Aphididae
Product: U4/U6.U5 small nuclear ribonucleoprotein 27 kDa protein-like
Exons: 2
Coding region: 279-857 (192 amino acids)
Biological process (GO): RNA splicing
Cellular component (GO): precatalytic spliceosome
Source: RefSeq, a predicted model, not a curated record